AUGGCCUGCUCCUUGAGAAUCUUGGUCAGUAAACGUGACGAAAUUACCGAGGAUGAGUUUCAUCGAUACUGGUCAGAAGAGCACCCUCGAGUGUGGCUGAACAUUGAGAUUGUCAAGAGAAAGGUGGUCACAUAUUCGCAGUUUCAUGUCGACAAGAAGUCCACCGCUGUCCUCACCGACUUCGGCGUCCAGGUUGGUAGCUGGGACGGGCUUGUCACUAUUGCUGCCGAAACCUUUCAGGAUCUGCUGAGUGUCUUUGGUGACGAGGAAUAUCUUCGUGUUGUUGUACCUGACGAGGAGAAAUUCCUCAAGCGGUCGACUGCUAUAAUGAUGGUAGGAGAAGAGAAGCCUAAAAAGAUGAAUGGGACAGUGCUGGUAGACAUCGGUACUAAGUCUUGA
Exophiala spinifera is the source of this 399-nucleotide messenger RNA. RefSeq lists its product as uncharacterized. The transcript has 4 exons. Gene Ontology annotation, molecular function: oxidoreductase activity. NCBI's taxonomy places the organism in Eukaryota, Fungi, Ascomycota, Eurotiomycetes, Chaetothyriales, Herpotrichiellaceae. The record is from RefSeq and is a predicted model, not a curated record. Bases 1 to 399 code for a protein of 132 amino acids.